Neoarius graeffei (lesser salmon catfish) is the source of this 3844-nucleotide messenger RNA. RefSeq names its product zinc finger protein 595-like. The transcript has 4 exons. Lineage: Eukaryota; Metazoa; Chordata; Actinopteri; Siluriformes; Ariidae. Gene Ontology annotation, molecular function: DNA-binding transcription activator activity, RNA polymerase II-specific; RNA polymerase II cis-regulatory region sequence-specific DNA binding. Bases 1240 to 3216 code for a protein of 658 amino acids. Gene Ontology annotation, biological process: regulation of transcription by RNA polymerase II. The record is from RefSeq and is a predicted model, not a curated record. Gene Ontology annotation, cellular component: nucleus.
CCGGAUAUUCAUUUUGCGUGGUUCCGCCCAGUGGAAACCUACAGGAACCCUCCGCGCAUGGAGUGGGAUUUAUUUUUUCUUCAAUCAGAAAUAUCGAUAGGGACCCGUCCAUACCUAAUUCUACGCCUAUAGUCUGUAGAACGGAGCAAAGCGUUGUUGUCUUUUCCCCAUUCAGUGGCUGGAUAACUGUUGCAUGCUGGGAAACCCCGCCUCUGACGACAACAAGCAGCGCGGUGUUUUAGCGGGUCAGGCUAAAACUCUGGAGACUUCUCUAUGGAGAUGCACAGCGCGUAAAUGCCAAAAUCGCGGUUAAAAAAAAAUUUUUUUAUUUACCGGACGAUAUUAGGUCUAUCGAUCUAUCGCGAUAGGCCUAAUUCGAGCUGCUUUAGCAUUUAUUACACACGUUACAGAUAGCAUGGUUUGCUGCUUCGCCCCUGGAUGCCAGAGUUUGCAGAACAGCAUGGCCACCUUAUUUAAGUUUCCUUAAAAUGAAGAGAGAAAGAAAAGGUGGAUUGAUUUUGUGAAGACCUGCUUUGAUGGAGAGUUGAGGCUCCUCACCAACGCCUGCCUCUGCAGUGACCGUGUUAUACACUGGGUAGUUUUACAGACUUUUUCAUCAGAGACAACUGAUAAUCUGUUAUUACUGGCGAAUGGGCCGAGCCAACCAUCUCUCUGUCCAUCUGGCAGCAGCAGCAGGACAUGCCCUCCAAUGAGUCCAAGUUGCCUUCUGUGCCUGUGUCUUAUAUUAGCUAACUUAGUCCACACUAAAUCGACUAAACUUUGUUGGAGUUGCAACCAUCUAAUUUGAUUUUACAAAGUAAAAUCAUCGAGCAUCAGUUUCGGCUUUGCCUGAAGCCUAUCGAGGCACCUAUGUGUAUGUUUAACCAAGUUCAAGAGUGUUUAAAGGGCACAUCUUGGGUAUAUUUAGGAGCAAGAUCAAUGUAAUUCUCUUAUCUUAUAUGAAACUUUGGUCAAAUAUCUGUCACGGUUUGCAUUUUGUGCAAUUUUUUUUUUUUUUUUUUACCUCGCACAAUACCAGAAAAACUCACUUGAAAUCAAGCCAUUUGAGGUGAAUUCGUCUGCCUCUGAAAAAAACUUGGCAUUUGGAUUUCCCGGCAAAUGUUGAUUUUCGUGACGUCACGUGCGGGGCGCCUCGUUCUGAAUCCCAUGUUGAAAAAGUGAGAAUAAGACCUGGUGGUUUUCUGCAAAUUUCUUCAACGUUAUCACGUAAUUAUUAAAAUGGUUAACAGAUGUAUCGUAGGAGGGUGUAGCAACAGCAAUCUCGAUGGGGUUAGUACUCAUCGUUUUCCAAAAGACCGGACAAUGAGGGAGAAAUGGGAGCGCUUCGUGCGAGGCACCCGGAAAAACUGGCAACAUGCAACAGACCACAGCAUCAUGUGCGGGGCUCACUUCGUAAAGCCCGACGACUUUGAGAACUAUUUGCAGUGGGAAAUGGGCUUCAAGAAGCAACUUGAUCUGAAAAAAGACGCAGUUCCAUCUGUUAGAACGCCCAAAGCAACACCGUCUGUGUCAGCGUCAUCAACGGAGCCAGCCGUGUUCGUCUCCCCUGACAGAAGGCGAAGUGCCGCAUCUACUGAGGCCCUCGACACCGAGGACCAAGCAGAGCCGAGAAAAAGACCAGGAAAAUCGGCAAUUCACAAGUUGACUGUUGCCAGGAGUACAUUACAGACUUUGUUGGGUAACCAUGUUGGUUGCCAAACAGACCCACCCAGCCGGUCAUCUCAGGGUACACAGCUCUCCUUGUGUACACUAAGCCCUCAUGUUCGAAGCAAAGGUACACAAGUUUCAGGUUCUGUAAGUGUGGAGGUUGGCACGACUACCACAGACGCACCUUGGACCACAAGUUGUCCGCUGGCAUCCCCACCAUUCAAGGCUCCGAGGCCAGCAAAAAGAUCUCAGAUUGAUGUAGAGGAGGAAGACAAGGGACAUCUUUCCACAGAGGUCCCUAAACCACAGGCUCCCACCGAUGAUCCUGUCGAGUCCAUCACAGUUACAAUAGAAUCGUCACAGUUUUCGAGUACUGAGGUGAUGGUGAACACGCAAUGUUUGCUGGAGCUUUUCCAGUUCUGCUGGUUUUGUCAGAGAGAGUGCUGUACUACCAUUGAGGGCAACGAGAAGCUGUCUUCAAUCACACAGGACUGCCAGAGUUGUGGCUACCACAGAAAUUGGAGGAAUCCUCCUCCCACAAGUUUAUCUAGUGAUGAAGAAGCAAGCCUUUCAGAAGAAGAAGAUAAAAAGAAAAGAAAGAGGAAGUCUGACAGUUCAGAUGAGUGGGAGCCAUGUUUAAAUGAAAAGGCCACAGACUCUGAUGUGUCCAUGGAUGAAGACCUGUUCACAGCUUUAAAGGAGGAUGGUGAGGGUAAACUUGUGGUGUGGUGUACACAAUGUGAGACCAAGGCCUCGCUCUCCUGUUCUGUCCUUCAACACAAAAAAGUGUUCUGCUGUUCUCAGUGCAGGACAAGUGACGACGUUCAAACGCACAAUUGUGAAACCCUACCUGUUCAGUUUGAUGAUGUUGCCAGUUUUCAGACACAUGUUGAACAGGAGCAUGGAGCCAAACCAUUCAAUAUGCUGUGUCAGGAUUGUGGCAAGUUUGUUAGAGCAAAUAAAGAGCAUGUCUGUGAACACAAAAUCAAAUGUGUCAUCUGUCCAGAGUGUGGGAAAAGGUUCCUCACUGAAGUCGGUUUAAAGAAGCACUACAAUCGGCUCCAUGCAGAUUAUGAUCAUCCGUGUAAAUACUGUCUGAAGGUCUUCAAAACCAAGUCUGCAAAACUGCAACAUGAGCAGACUCAUCCUAAAGAAGCUCAACCAUAUAGCUGUCCAGAUUGUCCACAGAAGUUUAGCAGGAUUCACAAACGCAAUAAACAUGUUAAGUCCCACCAAGGUCCACAUAAAUGUGUGUGUGAUGUCUGUAAGAAAGGCUUUAGGACUAUUCCCGGGUUGAGGAGGCAUAAACUCAUCCACUCUGGUGAAAAGCCUUUCAAAUGCCUAAUGUGUGAGCGUUCCUUUAACCAAGUAGCAAACCGCACUUCCCACAUGCGUGUCCACACUGGAGAGAAACCUUUCAUGUGUGACCAGUGCGGAGAGUCUUUCAGUCACAAUGUCAGCCUGAAGAACCACAAGCAACGACACCAUGACUCUGGUUCGACUCAGGAGGAAGAAAUAAUGAGUGAUCUAAAGGAAGGUGAUGUAUAAAUGGUGGCAGUUCUGUAGUAAAGCUUUGGUUAGUAGUUCAUGAGGAAAAAUGAUGGCUGAAGUCCUACAUCUAUAAAUGGUUAAGGGGGCUGCACGGUGGUGUAGUGGUUAGCGCUGUCGCCUCACAGCAAGAAGGUCCGGGUUCGAGCCCCAUGGUCGGCGAGGGCCUUUCUGUGCGGAGUUUGCAUGUUCUCCCCGUGUCCACAUGGGUUUCCUCCGGGUGCUCCGGUUUCCCCCACAGUCCAAAGACAUGCAGGUUAGGUUAACUGGUGACUCUAAAUUGACCAUAGGUGUGAAUGUGAGUGUGAAUGGUUGUCUGUGUCUAUGUGUCAGCCCUGUGAUGACCUGGCGACUUGUCCAGGGUGUACCCCCCCCGCCCGUAGUCAGCUGGGAUAGGCUCCAGCUUGCCUGCGACCCUGUAGAACAGGAUAAAAAGGCUAAUGAGAUGAAGUCUGUUCAGAAGGAUGCAGAUAUUUACUCAAUAAACAAGCUUUUAUUUUUAAUUCACAGACCCGUUUUCAACUUUAUAAAGCCUGCCUUGUCAAAAUUGCCACAUGGUCGUCUCCUGUUAUUUGUAUAAUACAGACUGCUGUUUCUCUUGUCAACACAAUAAACAGAAAUUACAGAA